UGAAUACCUGACGGGAUAAACGGAGGAACAGCUAUAUAAGGAAAUAAUAUCAUAUGAGUCGACAUUGUGACUCUAGCAGAGUGGUAUAUGAUCUCAUCAUUGGCAAUAACAUUAUUGUAAAGAUGACGUUUUUGGAUCACACUUUUUAUUUGUAAUAUUUCAAACUAAAGAGGAAGCGAGAGUUAGCGAGGUCAAGAUGCAUCGAGAUAGAAUUUACUACUACUAUGGUGACCCAGAAAGAUCGGCGGCUCCAGUUUUCACCGUGGAAAAUGGCCGUUCUGUGCCUGGCAACCGUCACAACGAACGCUCAACAAAUUAUGAUGACUGGGAGGAACCUACAUACCAUGACAAUUUUGCAUUUAAUAGGAACAUUAUGCAAAAUGAACGACGACGAUCUGAAAUUGGGCCAAAAAAGAACAAACCAACGGGAAAAUGGGCUCUUAUAUGGAAACAAGUGGUCAGCGUGAUGUGCUUCCAGGCCCACCGGGUACAACCGCGAUAGGACAAGACGCGACGGACGUUGGACCUCGUAGGCAACAUUCGACUUUCCCGGUGAUGAAAUACAUGGAGGGGAAAGAACAAACAGACCUCGAAAAAUGGCGAUUGUUGCAGUUAUUGUUCUUAUUAUCCUUUUCAUGUUAAUAAUAUUUGGUGCUGGUCUCUAUGCCAUCCUCUUCUUCUUGGGUCCAUUCGCUGCAACCUCACCAUCGGCAACGACAGUCCAACCUAAUGUACCUGUCACUCCUAGACCAGUAAUGGCUGUUGUUGUUGGAGUAGAGCUGGACGCAACAGUGAAGUUAUCGAAUCGAGCCUUUGUUCCUGCCUACAACAACGACUUAUCGCCUCAAUACCAAGAGCUUUCUCAACCUUCACAAACACGAUGGAUGCAGUGUUUUUAAACAGCGAUUUAAGUGACAUCUACAAUGGUACAGUUGUCAACGGAUUCACUCAGGGAAGUGUCAUCGUGAACUUCACCAUCAACCUGAUACGAGCGCCGACAGCGCCGACAGUCACGGGUUCGACGACGCUAUCAUCGGGUGUCGGGAGCAUCGAUGACCAGAUCAACUCGGUCAGAGGACAGGUCGAAGUCUCCGUUAAGGAGAUCAUUCAGAUUGCCGACGACAAUGGCGACCUCACCACACUCGGGGUCGAUUCGACGACGCUUUCGGUGACAGAUGUUUCUGUUGAUGUCGAAACAAUAACAGUCACUGAAACACCCGCAACAACAAUUGCUCCUUCCACAAGAACUCCAGAUGAAGAACCUCCUGUCCUUGUCUGUCCCGACGAUGUCACGGCAGAGACAGAGGCCGGGGCAGCUUUUGGGAUCAUAUCCUGGACUAGUCCAACGGCAACGGAUAACUCAGGAGAGGUUACUGUGGAAACAGAUUUUGUUCCGGGUCAGUUGCCUAUUGGAAGCCGCAACAUUACGGUCACUGCCACAGACGCUGCGGGGAAUACAGCAGAGUGUGUGAUUGUUGCAACAGUAGUUGACAUUGAGGCACCUGUUGCCAUCUGCCCUGAGGACAUCACUAGGAACACAGAUUUAGGACAGGCCUACGCCACCAUAUCCUGGAGCAGCCCUCGAGGCACAGACAACUCGGGAACCAUAUCAAGCAUCAACGCAGAUCCCCGUGAAGGGCAGUUUGCGAUUGGCAGUCAUGUGAUCACUGUGACGGUGGUUGAUCCUGCAGGCCUGGAAGGCCAGUGCACCUUUGAUACUGUGGUUCAAGAUAAUGAGGUACCAACAGUGGAAUGUCCUGCCACCAUUGAAGUUAGCACGGAUGUGAGUAGUCCCUCAUCCAUCGUCACCUGGACAGUCUUGGGCCAAGAUAACUCUGGCUCAGUACCUAGUCUUUCAUCAUCACCGUCUUCUGGGGGAAGCUUUGCGAUCGGUUCCACCACUGUCGUAGUCACAGCUCUUGAUCAAAGUGGCAAUAUGGGACAGUGCUCGUUCAAUGUUAUUGUGUUCGAUUCUGAACCGCCUGUCAUCACGUGCCCUGCCAGUAUAAUCCAAGCCACUGACCUGGGUAGCUCAUCUGCCACUGUCACGUGGCAAGCUACUGCUGCAGAUAAUUCAGGGGAUCCCCCUACCAUUACAUCAUCACCCGAACCAGGCAUGCUUUCCUUCGGUACUCUCACUGUGGUCGCCAUGGCAACAGAUUCAUCAGAAAACACAGCAUCCUGCAACUUUACAGUCCAAAUCGUUGACGAAGAAGCACCAUCAAUAACAUGCCCAGACAACAUCACAGUUGCCACCGAUGUGGGCGCAUCUUCAGCAAUCGUCACAUGGGCUGGCCCAUUUGCGUCGGACAACAGUGGUCAAGCGACUGCCGUGACGGACAUCUCAUUAGGCCUCUGGACAAUAGGGAUCCAGACGGUCACUGGCACAGCAGUGGACGGGUCUGGCAAUGAGGCUCAGUGUACUUUCUGGGUGAAUGUUCAGGAUUUGGAGAAUCCAAUGGUUUUGUGCCCAGCAGACAUCACAAGUGAACUGGCAGCAGACCCAGUCACAUGGGAUGCCACAGCUACUGAUAAUUCAGAGAUGAUUGCUAAUCUCACCAGCAGUCCCUCUCCAUCAGAUGUUGUCCUUGGGACAAACACGGUGACUGUGAUAGCCAUGGAUCCUUCAGGCAACAAGGCGGAGUGCUCAUUUGUGGUUACUUUGACAGAUACCACUGCACCCACCAUCACCUGUCCAGAUGAUGUCUCCGGCACUCUUGCUGCUGGACAAUCAAGCGUAUCCCUAGCAUGGGUAGAACCUUCAGCCACAGACCUCUCUGGCGAUGUGACGGUCACCGCUUCACAUUCUCUUGGAGAUUAUAGCAUUGGUCAAGUCAACGUAACGGCCAGUGCGACAGACUCGUCUGGGAAUCAAGCAAGCUGUUUCUUUCUUGUGACUGUCACAGAUAUGCAAGAUCCCACGAUCAGCAGUUGUCCACCUUCCCAAUCAGUCAAUACCGAUAGCGGAUUAGCCACUGCAGUGGUCAGUUGGACACCACCUACGGCCUCGGAUAACUCAGGCUCUGUGUCUCUGACCUCUGACUACAGCUCUGGGAAUCCCUUCCCUAUUGGAAGCACUCGGGUGACUUACACAGCCACUGAUGGCUCAGGCAAUUCAGUCAUGACGUGUACCUUUGAUAUAGCAGUGCAUGAUAACGAAAUACCUGUAAUAUCUGGGUGUCCAAGCCCACUCUCUGUGAAUACGGACAGUGGUGUGGCUUCAUGGAAUGCAAAUUGGACAGAACCUACAGCUUCAGACAACUCUGGAGUACAGACUCUGACGUCAGAUUAUUAUCCCGGAUAUCCGCUCCCUAUUGGCUCUACCACAGUGACGUACACAUCUACAGAUGUCAUUGGAAACAGUGAAACUUGCAUGUUUGUUGUGACUGUCAUUGAUAAAGAAAUGCCAUUGAUAUCAGGAUGUCCAAGCUCAAUUUAUGUGGAUGCUGACAGUGGAAAGUCUACAGGAACUGCUAUCUGGGCAGAGCCUACUGCGUCGGAUAACUCUGGCUUCCAGACUUUGACAUCAGAUUAUAAUUCAGGAAAUUCUUUUCCUGUUGGAACUACCAAUGUAACCUACAUAUCUACUGAUGAUGCAGGAAAUACUGACACUUGCAGUUUUGAUGUAACAGUGAUCGGUAAUUCAUCGGCUGCAAUUGUUGGAUCACUGGUGAUCGCUGGUACAUUCUCUGCUGAGCUGACUGACUCAACUUCAGAACUGUACCAGAGUACAGCUGCUAACCUUGUUACUGGAUUUGAUGCUAUUUUUGAACCACUGGGAUCUCAAUACAUAGGAACUAGUGUGAAUGGUUUCAGCAAUGGAAGCAUAAUUGCAGGUUUUACCGUGAACUUGGAAAGCUUAUCUGCGACUGAUGGUACCAAUCCUGCAACGUCUACCACUCAAAUGAUCAGUAAUUCCAUCAAUAACGGAAUUGAGGGUGGUUCAUUUGGAUCCUUGUCCGUUGUUCCUGGAUCUUCUUCUAUCCCAAAAGAUACUGAGGCUCCAAUGAUUCGUUGCUGUCCAAGUUUACUUCCUUUUUCAACUGACAGUGGACAAUCUGUUGCUACUGCUAUCUGGACACUGCCUAAGGCUACAGAUAACUUUGGCGUUAUUGAAACAAUAACAUCAAAUUAUAAACCUGGAGAUUCUUUCCUUAUUGGAAGCACUAUGGUAACCUACACCUUUACAGACGGUUCAAGAAAUAAUGCCUCUUGUAAUUUCAAUGUAACAGUGAUAGAUGAUGAGAAUCCAGUCAUCAGUGGAUGCCCUGGUGAUCAGUAUGUCACCUCAGACAUUGGUAAUGCUACGUCUGUAGUAACCUGGACGCCACCUACAGCAACAGAUAAUUCUGGUAACCAGACACUGACAUCCACUAGCGGUCCUGGAGAUUACUUUCUUAUUGGAAACAACACAAUAACCUACAACGCAACCGAUGAUGCAGGAAAUACAGAAUCAUGCACCUUCUUUGUAGUUGUAUCUGACAAUGAGAAUCCAGUCAUCUUUGGGUGCCCAAGUGAUCAGAAUGUCAACACAGACAGUGGUAGUGCUACAGCAGUAGUAACCUGGAGACAACCUAGAGCAACAGAUAACUCUGGUAGCCAGACACUGACAUCCACUGGCAAUCCUGGAGACUACUUCCCUAUUGGAAACAAGACAGUAACCUACAACGCAACCGAUGAUGCAGGAAAUACAGAAACAUGCACCUUCUUUGUAGUUGUAUCUGAUACUGAGAAUCCUGUCAUCAGUGGGUGCCCUAGUGUUCAGAGUGUUGACUCAGACAUUGGUAAUGCUACGUCUGUAGUGACCUGGACGCCACCUACAGCAACAGAUAAUUCUGGUAACCAGACACUGACAUCCACUAGCGAUCCUGGAGAUUACUUUCCUAUUGGAAACAACACAGUGACCUACAGAUCAACAGAUGGUGCAGGAAAUACAGAAGCAUGCACCUUCUUUGUAGUUGUAUCUGAUAAUGAGAAUCCUGUCAUAAGUGGAUGCCCAAGUGAUCAGAAUGUCACCACAGAUAUUGGGAAUGCUACAGCUGUAGUAACCUGGACAGCACCUACAGCAACAGAUAACUCUGGUAACCAGACACUGACAUCCUCUCACAAUCCUGGAGACUACUUUCCUCUUGGAAACAACACGGUAACCUACUAUGCAAGCGAUGAUGCAGGAAAUACAGAAACAUGCACGUUCUUUGUUGUUGUGUCUGAUAAUGAAAUUCCAGUCAUAAGUGGUUGCCCAAGUGAUCAGAAUGUCACCACAGACAUUGGGAACGCUACAGCUGUAGUAACCUGGACAGCACCUACAGCAACAGAUAACUCUGGUAACCAGACACUGACAUCCUCUCACAAUCCUGGAGACUACUUUCCUCUUGGAAACAACACGGUAACCUACUAUGCAAGCGAUGAUGCAGGAAAUACAGAAACAUGCACGUUCUUUGUUGUUGUGUCUGAUAAUGAAAUUCCAGUCAUAAGUGGUUGCCCAAGUGAUCAGAAUGUCACCACAGACAUUGGGAACGCUACAGCUGUAGUAACCUGGACAGCACCUACAGCAACAGAUAACUCUGGUAACCAGACACUGACAUCCUCUCACAAUCCUGGAGACUACUUUCCUCUUGGAAACAACACGGUAACCUACUAUGCAAGCGAUGAUGCAGGAAAUACAGAAACAUGCACGUUCUUUGUUGUUGUGUCUGAUAAUGAAAUUCCAGUCAUAAGUGGUUGCCCAAGUGAUCAGAAUGUCACCACAGACAUUGGGAACGCUACAGCUGUAGUAACCUGGACAGCACCUACAGCAACAGAUAACUCUGGUAACCAGACACUGACAUCCUCUCACAAUCCUGGAGACUACUUUCCUCUUGGAAACAACACGGUAACCUACUAUGCAAGCGAUGAUGCAGGAAAUACAGAAACAUGCACGUUCUUUGUUGUUGUGUCUGAUAAUGAAAUUCCAGUCAUAAGUGGUUGCCCAAGUGAUCAGAAUGUCACCACAGACAUUGGGAACGCUACAGCUGUAGUAACCUGGACAGCACCUACAGCAACAGAUAACUCUGGUAACCAGACACUGACAUCCUCUCACAAUCCUGGAGACUACUUUCCUCUUGGAAACAACACGGUAACCUACUAUGCAAGCGAUGAUGCAGGAAAUACAGAAACAUGCACGUUCUUUGUUGUUGUGUCUGAUAAUGAAAUUCCAGUCAUAAGUGGUUGCCCAAGUGAUCAGAAUGUCACCACAGACAUUGGGAACGCUACAGCUGUAGUAACCUGGACAGCACCUACAGCAACAGAUAACUCUGGUAACCAGACACUGACAUCCUCUCACAAUCCUGGAGACUACUUUCCUCUUGGAAACAACACGGUAACCUACUAUGCAAGCGAUGAUGCAGGAAAUACAGAAACAUGCACGUUCUUUGUUGUUGUGUCUGAUAAUGAAAUUCCAGUCAUAAGUGGUUGCCCAAGUGAUCAGAAUGUCACCACAGACAUUGGGAACGCUACAGCUGUAGUAACCUGGACAGCACCUACAGCAACAGAUAACUCUGGUAACCAGACACUGACAUCCUCUCACAAUCCUGGAGACUACUUUCCUCUUGGAAACAACACGGUAACCUACUAUGCAAGCGAUGAUGCAGGAAAUACAGAAACAUGCACGUUCUUUGUUGUUGUGUCUGAUAAUGAAAUUCCAGUCAUAAGUGGUUGCCCAAGUGAUCAGAAUGUCACCACAGACAUUGGGAACGCUACAGCUGUAGUAACCUGGACAGCACCUACAGCAACAGAUAACUCUGGUAACCAGACACUGACAUCCUCUCACAAUCCUGGAGACUACUUUCCUCUUGGAAACAACACGGUAACCUACUAUGCAAGCGAUGAUGCAGGAAAUACAGAAACAUGCACGUUCUUUGUUGUUGUGUCUGAUAAUGAAAUUCCAGUCAUAAGUGGUUGCCCAAGUGAUCAGAAUGUCACCACAGACAUUGGGAAUGCUACAGCUGUAGUAACCUGGACAGCACCUACAGCAACAGAUAACUCUGGUAACCAGACACUGACAUCCUCUCACAAUCCUGGAGACUACUUUCCUCUUGGAAACAACACGGUAACCUACUAUGCAAGCGAUGAUGCAGGAAAUACAGAAACAUGCACGUUCUUUGUUGUUGUGUCUGAUAAUGAAAUUCCAGUCAUAAGUGGUUGCCCAAGUGAUCAGAAUGUCACCACAGACAUUGGGAACGCUACAGCUGUAGUAACCUGGACAGCACCUACAGCAACAGAUAACUCUGGUAACCAGACACUGACAUCCUCUCACAAUCCUGGAGACUACUUUCCUCUUGGAAACAACACGGUAACCUACUAUGCAAGCGAUGAUGCAGGAAAUACAGAAACAUGCACGUUCUUUGUUGUUGUGUCUGAUAAUGAAAUUCCAGUCAUAAGUGGUUGCCCAAGUGAUCAGAAUGUCACCACAGACAUUGGGAACGCUACAGCUGUAGUAACCUGGACAGCACCUACAGCAACAGAUAACUCUGGUAACCAGACACUGACAUCCUCUCACAAUCCUGGAGACUACUUUCCUCUUGGAAACAACACGGUAACCUACUAUGCAAGCGAUGAUGCAGGAAAUACAGAAACAUGCACGUUCUUUGUUGUUGUGUCUGAUAAUGAAAUUCCAGUCAUAAGUGGUUGCCCAAGUGAUCAGAAUGUCACCACAGACAUUGGGAACGCUACAGCUGUAGUAACCUGGACAGCACCUACAGCAACAGAUAACUCUGGUAACCAGACACUGACAUCCUCUCACAAUCCUGGAGACUACUUUCCUCUUGGAAACAACACGGUAACCUACUAUGCAAGCGAUGAUGCAGGAAAUACAGAAACAUGCACGUUCUUUGUUGUUGUGUCUGAUAAUGAAAUUCCAGUCAUAAGUGGUUGCCCAAGUGAUCAGAAUGUCACCACAGACAUUGGGAACGCUACAGCUGUAGUAACCUGGACAGCACCUACAGCAACAGAUAACUCUGGUAACCAGACACUGACAUCCUCUCACAAUCCUGGAGACUACUUUCCUCUUGGAAACAACACGGUAACCUACUAUGCAAGCGAUGAUGCAGGAAAUACAGAAACAUGCACGUUCUUUGUUGUUGUGUCUGAUAAUGAAAUUCCAGUCAUAAGUGGUUGCCCAAGUGAUCAGAAUGUCACCACAGACAUUGGGAACGCUACAGCUGUAGUAACCUGGACAGCACCUACAGCAACAGAUAACUCUGGUAACCAGACACUGACAUCCUCUCACAAUCCUGGAGACUACUUUCCUCUUGGAAACAACACGGUAACCUACUAUGCAAGCGAUGAUGCAGGAAAUACAGAAACAUGCACGUUCUUUGUUGUUGUGUCUGAUAAUGAAAUUCCAGUCAUAAGUGGUUGCCCAAGUGAUCAGAAUGUCACCACAGACAUUGGGAACGCUACAGCUGUAGUAACCUGGACAGCACCUACAGCAACAGAUAACUCUGGUAACCAGACACUGACAUCCUCUCACAAUCCUGGAGACUACUUUCCUCUUGGAAACAACACGGUAACCUACUAUGCAAGCGAUGAUGCAGGAAAUACAGAAACAUGCACGUUCUUUGUUGUUGUGUCUGAUAAUGAAAUUCCAGUCAUAAGUGGUUGCCCAAGUGAUCAGAAUGUCACCACAGACAUUGGGAACGCUACAGCUGUAGUAACCUGGACAGCACCUACAGCAACAGAUAACUCUGGUAACCAGACACUGACAUCCUCUCACAAUCCUGGAGACUACUUUCCUCUUGGAAACAACACGGUAACCUACUAUGCAAGCGAUGAUGCAGGAAAUACAGAAACAUGCACGUUCUUUGUUGUUGUGUCUGAUAAUGAAAUUCCAGUCAUAAGUGGUUGCCCAAGUGAUCAGAAUGUCACCACAGACAUUGGGAACGCUACAGCUGUAGUAACCUGGACAGCACCUACAGCAACAGAUAACUCUGGUAACCAGACACUGACAUCCUCUCACAAUCCUGGAGACUACUUUCCUCUUGGAAACAACACGGUAACCUACUAUGCAAGCGAUGAUGCAGGAAAUACAGAAACAUGCACGUUCUUUGUUGUUGUGUCUGAUAAUGAAAUUCCAGUCAUAAGUGGUUGCCCAAGUGAUCAGAAUGUCACCACAGACAUUGGGAAUGAUACAGCUGUAGUAACCUGGACACCACCUACAGCAACAGAUAACUCUGGUAACCAGACACUGACAUCUACCAAUAAUCCUGGAGACUACUUUCCUAUUGGAAACAACACGGUAACCUACUAUGCAAGAGAUUAUGCAGGAAAUACAGAAGCAUGCUCCUUCUUUGUAGUUGUGUCUGAUAAUGAGAAUCCAGUCAUCAGUGGAUGCCCAAGUGAUCAGAAUGUCACCAGAGGCAAUGGUAAUGAAACAGCUUUAGUAAUCUGGACACCACCUACAGCAACAGAUAACUCUGGUAACCAGACACUGACAUCCACUAGCAAUCCUGGAGAUUACUUUCCUAUUGGAAACAACACGGUGACCUACACAUCAACAGAUGGUGCAGGAAAUACAGAGACAUGCAUCUUUAUUCUAGUUGUUACAGACCCGAUGGUCAAUAUAUCCCUCUCGGUUAAUGAAAUGUAUAAUCUGACAUCACCGGGGUAUCCAUCAAACUACGACAUCAACCUUAACCUCCAGUGGACUGUGUUAGCGCCCUCUGACUACCGUGUCAUGAUCUCCGUAACAGACUUCAGGUCGGAGGCUGGCUAUGAUUACCUCCACAUUGGUGGGGGAUUGACCUUUGACCCUGAUACGUGGAUGGUACGGUUCUCGGGGACUUAUGACUCACCUACGGAGGUUCUACUACCAGGGAGAGAAGCUUGGAUUUUGUUCUUCAGCGAUUACAGUACUACGAAUGUAGGAUUCGUUCUUGAAAUUACAACUUCUAGUGAAGCAGCCGGUGAAUGUGGAGCAUCUUUCAUCUCCUGUGUAAAGAGAGAUGUCUGUAUUUCCAACUCGACUUCCUGUGAUGGGUCGCCUGGAUGCUUUAAUGGAUAUGAUGAGUGGAAUUGUGACCCAAGCUGUCCCUCUUCUGAUAUUCAGACAAUUCCCACCUCGAUGCCCUACUCUGUCAUUUCUGACAACUACCCAUUAGCCUACGGCAACGACAUUGAGUGCGUAUGGGUACUCCAAGCAGAGGCUUACCACUCCCUCGUCAUCGACAUACCAAACUUCUACUUGGAAGAGGACUACGACUUCUUCUACAUCGGGCUUGGCCACGAUCGAUUGUUGGAGUCGGGUUCACUUGUCGUUACGCUGACCGGAUAUAUUGCAUCAACAAGAUACUAUCUUGGGAUCGAGUCAUAUCUGUAUUUUUAUACUGAUUACUCAAAUGGAUACUCUGGGUUCGUUCUAAAUGUGACAUCCAUUCCAUUUGAAUUAACUGAGUCUUGUGAUGCAGACCAAAGAGUUCCAGUGGGAUCUGCUUGUAAUGGAGUUACUGAUUGUGUUGAUGAUUCAGAUGAAUUUGGAUGCGAAGAUGAAAAGCCAGUCAUCAAUGGAUGCCCAAGUGAUCAGAAUGUCACCACAGACUUUGGGAAUGCUACAGCUGUAGUAACCUGGACACCCCCUACAGCAACAGAUAACUCUGGUAACCAGACACUGACAUCCUCUCACAAUCCUGGAGACUACUUUCCUAUUGGAAACAACACGGUAACCUACUAUGCAAGAGAUUAUGCAGGAAAUACAGAAGCAUGCUCCUUCUUUGUAGUUGUGUCUGAUAAUGAGAAUCCAGUCAUCAGUGGAUGCCCAAGUGAUCAGAAUGUCACCAGAGACAAUGGUAAUGAAACAGCUUUAGUAAUCUGGACACCACCUACAGCAACAGAUAACUCUGGUAACCAGAUACUGACAUCCACUAGCAAUCCUGGAGAUUACUUUCCUAUUGGAAACAACACGGUGACCUACACAUCAACAGAUGGUGCAGGAAAUACAGAGACAUGCACCUUUAUUCUAGUUGUUACAGACCCGAUGGUCAAUAUAUCCCUCUCGGUUAAUGAAAUGUAUAAUCUGACAUCACCGGGGUAUCCAUCAAACUACGACAUCAACCUUAACCUCCAGUGGACUGUGUUAGCGCCCUCUGACUACCGUGUCAUGAUCUCCGUAACAGACUUCAGGUCGGAGGCUGGCUAUGAUUACCUCCACAUUGGUGGGGGAUUGACCUUUGACCCUGAUACGUGGAUGGUACGGUUCUCGGGGACUUAUGACUCACCUACGGAGGUUCUACUACCAGGGAGAGAAGCUUGGAUUUUGUUCUUCAGCGAUUACAGUACUACGAAUGUAGGAUUCGUUCUUGAAAUUACAACUUCUAGUGAAGCAGCCGGUGAAUGUGGAGCAUCUUUCAUCUCCUGUGUAAAGAGAGAUGUCUGUAUUUCCAACUCGACUUCCUGUGAUGGGUCGCCUGGAUGCUUUAAUGGAUAUGAUGAGUGGAAUUGUGACCCAAGCUGUCCCUCUUCUGAUAUUCAGACAAUUCCCACCUCGAUGCCCUACUCUGUCAUUUCUGACAACUACCCAUUAGCCUACGGCAACGACAUUGAGUGCGUAUGGGUACUCCAAGCAGAGGCUUACCACUCCCUCGUCAUCGACAUACCAAACUUCUACUUGGAAGAGGACUACGACUUCUUCUACAUCGGGCUUGGCCACGAUCGAUUGUUGGAGUCGGGUUCACUUGUCGUUACGCUGACCGGAUAUAUUGCAUCAACAAGAUACUAUCUUGGGAUCGAGUCAUAUCUGUAUUUUUAUACUGAUUACUCAAAUGGAUACUCUGGGUUCGUUCUAAAUGUGACAUCCAUUCCAUUUGAAUUAACUGAGUCUUGUGAUGCAGACCAAAGAGUUCCAGUGGGAUCUGCUUGUAAUGGAGUUACUGAUUGUGUUGAUGAUUCAGAUGAAUUUGGAUGCGAAGAUGAAAAGCCAGUCAUCAAUGGAUGCCCAAGUGAUCAGAAUGUCACCACAGACUUUGGGAAUGCUACAGCUGUAGUAACCUGGACACCCCCUACAGCAACAGAUAACUCUGGUAACCAGACACUGACAUCCUCUCACAAUCCUGGAGACUACUUUCCUAUUGGAAACAACACGGUAACCUACUAUGCAAGAGAUUAUGCAGGAAAUACAGAAGCAUGCUCCUUCUUUGUAGUUGUGUCUGAUAAUGAGAAUCCAGUCAUCAGUGGAUGCCCAAGUGAUCAGAAUGUCACCAGAGACAAUGGUAAUGAAACAGCUUUAGUAAUCUGGACACCACCUACAGCAACAGAUAACUCUGGUAACCAGACACUGACAUCCACUAGCAAUCCUGGAGAUUACUUUCCUAUUGGAAACAACACGGUGACCUACACAUCAACAGAUGGUGCAGGAAAUACAGAGACAUGCACCUUUAUUCUAGUUGUUACAGACCCGAUGGUCAAUAUAUCCCUCUCGGUUAAUGAAAUGUAUAAUCUGACAUCACCGGGGUAUCCAUCAAACUACGACAUCAACCUUAACCUCCAGUGGACUGUGUUAGCGCCCUCUGACUACCGUGUCAUGAUCUCCGUAACAGACUUCAGGUCGGAGGCUGGCUAUGAUUACCUCCACAUUGGUGGGGGAUUGACCUUUGACCCUGAUACGUGGAUGGUACGGUUCUCGGGGACUUAUGACUCACCUACGGAGGUUCUACUACCAGGGAGAGAAGCUUGGAUUUUGUUCUUCAGCGAUUACAGUACUACGAAUGUAGGAUUCGUUCUUGAAAUUACAACUUCUAGUGAAGCAGCCGGUGAAUGUGGAGCAUCUUUCAUCUCCUGUUUAAAGAGAGAUGUCUGUAUUUCCAACUCGACUUCCUGUGAUGGGUCGCCUGGAUGCUUUAAUGGAUAUGAUGAGUGGAAUUGUGACCCAAGCUGUCCCUCUUCUGAUAUUCAGACAAUUCCCACCUCGAUGCCCUACUCUGUCAUUUCUGACAACUACCCAUUAGCCUACGGCAACGACAUUGAGUGCGUAUGGGUACUCCAAGCAGAGGCUUACCACUCCCUCGUCAUCGACAUACCAAACUUCUACUUGGAAGAGGACUACGACUUCUUCUACAUCGGGCUUGGCCACGAUCGAUUGUUGGAGUCGGGUUCACUUGUCGUUACGCUGACCGGAUAUAUUGCAUCAACAAGAUACUAUCUUGGGAUCGAGUCAUAUCUGUAUUUUUAUACUGAUUACUCAAAUGGAUACUCUGGGUUCGUUCUAAAUGUGACAUCCAUUCCAUUUGAAUUAACUGAGUCUUGUGAUGCAGACCAAAGAGUUCCAGUGGGAUCUGCUUGUAAUGGAGUUACUGAUUGUGUUGAUGAUUCAGAUGAAUUUGGAUGCGAAGAUGAAAAGCCAGUCAUCAAUGGAUGCCCAAGUGAUCAGAAUGUCACCACAGACUUUGGGAAUGCUACAGCUGUAGUAACCUGGACACCCCCUACAGCAACAGAUAACUCUGGUAACCAGACACUGACAUCCUCUCACAAUCCUGGAGACUACUUUCCUAUUGGAAACAACACGGUAACCUACUAUGCAAGAGAUUAUGCAGGAAAUACAGAAGCAUGCUCCUUCUUUGUAGUUGUGUCUGAUAAUGAGAAUCCAGUCAUCAGUGGAUGCCCAAGUGAUCAGAAUGUCACCAGAGACAAUGGUAAUGAAACAGCUUUAGUAAUCUGGACACCACCUACAGCAACAGAUAACUCUGGUAACCAGACACUGACAUCCACUAGCAAUCCUGGAGAUUACUUUCCUAUUGGAAACAACACGGUGACCUACACAUCAACAGAUGGUGCAGGAAAUACAGAGACAUGCACCUUUAUUCUAGUUGUUACAGACCCGAUGGUCAAUAUAUCCCUCUCGGUUAAUGAAAUGUAUAAUCUGACAUCACCGGGGUAUCCAUCAAACUACGACAUCAACCUUAACCUCCAGUGGACUGUGUUAGCGCCCUCUGACUACCGUGUCAUGAUCUCCGUAACAGACUUCAGGUCGGAGGCUGGCUAUGAUUACCUCCACAUUGGUGGGGGAUUGACCUUUGACCCUGAUACGUGGAUGGUACGGUUCUCUGGGACUUAUGACUCACCUACGGAGGUUCUACUACCAGGGAGAGAAGCUUGGAUUUUGUUCUUCAGCGAUUACAUUACUACGGAUGUAGGAUUCGUUCUCGAAAUUACAACUUCUAGUGAAGCAGCCGGUGAAUGUGGAGCAUCUUUCAUCUCCUGUCUAAAGAGAGAUGUCUGUAUUUCCAACUCGACUUCCUGUGAUGGGUCGCCUAUAUGCUUUAAUGGAUAUGAUGAGUGGAAUUGUGACCCACGCUGUCCCUCUUCUGAUAUUCAGACAAUUCCCACCUCGAUGCCCUACUCUGUCAUUUCUGACAACUACCCAUUAGCCUACGGCAACGACAUUGAGUGCAUAUGGGUACUCCAAGCAGAGGCUUACCACUCCCUCGUCAUCGACAUACCAAACUUCUACUUGGAAGAUGGCUACGACUUCUUCUACAUCGGGAUUGGCCACGAUCGAUCAGAGCCGGGUUCACUUGUCGUAAGGCUGACCGGAUAUAUUGCAUCAACAAGAUACUAUCUUGGGAUCGAGUCAUAUCUGUAUUUUGAUACUGAUUACUCAAAUGGAUACUCUGGGUUCGUUCUAAAUGUGACAUCCAUUCCAUUUGAAUUAACUGAGUCUUGUGAUGCAGACCAAAGAGUUCCAGUGGGAUCUGCUUGUAAUGGAGUUACUGAUUGUGUUGAUGAUUCAGAUGAAUUUGGAUGCGUGUGCCAAGACGAUCAAUUUCAGUGCAAUGGGCUUUGUCGCCCUCUUUCCAUCCUCUGUGAUGGAGUGAUGGAUUGUGAGGAUUUUUCAGAUGAGGAGGACUGUCCACGCUGUGAGCCAAUCCAGGAAGGCUCCUGCCUUGGCCUCCUUCCAUUCAACCAGACAUACUACCCUAGCAGUCUGGCAGACAUCAACCAGACACUUGCUAUUGAAAGUUUCAGUGUAUUAAGCGCUGCUGCCACCACCUGCCACACUGAUGCAUCUCUCUUCCUCUGUGCUGUCCUCUUCCCGGAAUGCAUCCACGAUGGGCCCACGGCCAGACCGUGCCAAACCACAUGUGAAGCUGUCAGGAGUGCAUGCUCGUCUGCUUUUGAGAGCUUGACUGGGUCUCCCUGGGCGAUUGCUUGCGAGGAGGAGUUCAGCAACGCUAGUCCUCUCAACGAUGGUUCUCUUGCUGAUGGUUUGCUCUGCAGAGGGCCAGAAGGAGACAUCACCAACACAAUGAUCUGUGGCACCAGGCCGGUCUUCAAUGAAGCAGUUGAGAGGAUCGUUGGAGGCGAGGGCUCCGACCUAGGAGAGUGGCCUUGGAUUGGAUCGCUAAGCCGGGGUGCUACCAAUCAUCAAUGCGGGGCAACAGUCAUCAGCAGAGAAUGGGCUAUCACCGUAGCACACUGUGUUGGAGCUUUUGACACCAUCACCGUCGGUACCAUCAGCAUCUCGAACGGCAACACAUCGUACCAACACACCUCGUCGUUGGAGAUUACGUCUCAUCCAAACUUCACUAGCGCUUCUGGUGGUGAUGACAUCGCUGUGCUCAAACUUGUGGAUCCCAUACCCGCGUUUAGCGAUUUCCUCAGACCCGCCUGUCUGGCCACGGUCGGGGAUGAGAUUAAUAACUAUAGGACUUGCUACAUAGCAGGGUGGGGUCACACGACAGAGGGUGGAUCCAUUUCCAAUGACCUUCAGCAGGCUGUUGUAGGACUGAUACCAGAUGAGUAUUGUGGCAGUGCCUACGGGAGCUUCAAGGCCGACUCCAUGAUAUGUGCUGGCUAUCAGGCCGGUGGCGUUGAUACAUGUAACGGUGAUAGCGGAGGUCCACUGAUGUGUGAAGGUGCGGACGGGAGGUGGCAUCUUGUCGGCAUCACAAGCUUUGGCGACGGGUGUGCACGUCCCAACAAGCCAGGAGUAUACACCAGGGUCUCUCAAUUCAUCGAUUUCAUCAACUCGGUCGUUGGUCAGCAAGACUUUUUGUAACAGUGCAUUAGCUGCAUAAUAUGCUGCACUAAGUUUGUAGCUCUGUUAAAUUACCUAAAAAUGAAACAUGUAUUUAAACAAAAAAUAAUCUUGUAAAUAAAUGCCGGGGGGGGGGUACUGAAAGUAUCUGUGAAUAACGAAGCCCCCUACGCAUACUCGCUUAUUUGUUUGUUAAAAGGUGUAGGAAUGUGAACGGAACUUUACAUAGAUCUAUAGAUCUAUCUCAUUUGAUUUUACUGAGGUAGAUUUUGUGGAAGUGGUUCACUGCGUCGUGUGAACAAGGCCUUUAAAGGGUUAAGACGAGUGAAGACCCUCUGUCAAGGUCAUGGUUAACACUCUGGAGUAUAGAGUGAAACGGUGAAGAAAGACAGCUCGAGGGCCGGAGACAAGAAAAUUUCCUUCCAAUCCAAUAGACCGGUUUACUAACACAUUCAAAUUUAAGGCAUAUUGAAUAAAGAGAGGUUUUCUUGACAGCAUGAAAGCUUUGCCGAGGCUUGCCCGUCCGGCUGGAUUCUAAGUAAUGUAGUUCAUUAACAGGUGAAUGGGGAGUUUAAAAGGUGUUACUUUACAAUUAUUUAUUUCCAAAAUGCUAAAUCCAUUUAUGCAAUGUAUACAAUGUUUUUAUGUAUGUAAAUUCAUACAAAAUUGAAUUAUUUUUAACAAACUCUUGAAUAUAUAUAUAUAUAUAUAUAUAUAUAUAUAUUUACACUAAUUUGAAUGGUAUUUUUUAAACUACAACAAAAGAAUAUAAAUGAAUUAGUAAAACAUUAUACUUUUAUAUACAUUUUUAAAUUACUAGGAGUACUUUUGAUAUAGCUUAUGAGAAUUUGAAUUGUUAGUAUUGAAAGAAGAUUUGUAACAUGUACAUAGAUUACUAAAUAAUGAACGUAUCACUUUGAAUUUUACAUUUGUCCUAUAUUUAUCAACAUUUUACCAUCUGAAAAUGAUUUUAAUCAUACAUGUUUUCAUUAACUCAUAUCCUGCCAUAAGGCGGCAUGCACGCUACCGUUAUAGUGCUUUGUACAUGCGAGAGCACACUAUCGAUGGGCUGCUUACUUCACGUGAGCGAGCCACAGCUUAGCUGCUUUACGCAUGCAUGCUCGCAUUCGUAAUAGCAGUUAUUGUAUAUGCUCAUUGUACUGUGCUGAGUGCUUCUCACGCGCUAUUGAUCGCACCAUCAGAUUAUCUCAAAAUAAACUUGGCACAGGAUGGAUUUGUGGCUUGGAACAAUGGGGAUUAGCCCUGUGGCACUGGGCUGUAUUCAUUACGGCAGGAUAAGAGUCAAUAUACAUUAGCCGUAGCAACUUCAUCAUCAUCAUCAUCCUUUUAAUCAUAAGUGGUAUCGUCAUAAUUAUCAUCUUCAGCUGCAAGUUAUUUUCAUGAUCAUUGUAUUGUCAUUAACAAAAUACAUCAUGCACAUGAAUAAGGCAUGUAGAAAUUACGUUACCGAUAUACAUUGUACGUAAUGUCUUAACUUUGUUUUGUCUGGAAAGGAAAAUAUAAAUCAAAUGUACAGGUUAGUGCAUUAGUUUAAAAGUGAACAAAAUAAAAAUACAUGUAAGUUCUUGCCUCUUAUCUUGAUUUACUGACUUUUAAUGUAUAGCACCCGUUCAGAGCCUGAUAGGUGUUAAAGGGAUUGGGUAUAUUCUAAACAAAAUCCUGGAUUUAGCUCGUGCUGCAAUCAUUAUUAUAAACCUUUAGGUCAGUCAGGAAUCCCAUGACUUUUACAAGCCGAUCACCUGUCUGAUUAUCAAGAUAUUUAUGAUUGGAAUUGGGUAUGUCAAAAACUGUUUGCCACACAAUUUUGAACAGUUUGUUAUAACACUUUUGAGCACUUCAUGAUCAUUUUGAAGCACAAUUUAUUUAGGGCUUUAAUAUUACACCAUAUCACAGACACUAAUAACACAUAGGGCAUCCAUCUCAGAUUUGUAAAACUGGAAACAUUGUUAAACAAUCUGUGUGUAUGCAUGAGCUCAUGCCCAUCCGGCUUCAAAAGGACACUCAGUCAUUUUUUUUUAUAAUCACAAAAUCACCACUAGCUGUCAUCCUGUUAAAUCUCCCUCGUACUGGUGAGAGGUUGGGGGGGGGGGUAACAAAAGGGAGUACUGUAAGAACCUUUUAUCUCGCUUUCACAGGUAGUUAAUAAUGAUAACUGACAUCAUUUUGUUUUAGUCAAUUUACAGAUGAGAGCACUGGUCGAAGUAUGGUUAAUCAAAAACCUUGUCUUCUGUGCUUGCAUGUACAUGUAAAUAUAAAUUUUAUAUUGUAACAGUUUAUCAGGUAAUGGGUAAAAAAAAAUGGAAAUGAAAUUGAAAUGUUAUGGGCUGUACUUGUACAAACGUAACAAGAAUUUAUUUUGUUCAUACCAUUAAAUAUUAACCACAAGUUAACAUGUA
Messenger RNA from Strongylocentrotus purpuratus (purple sea urchin), 18420 nucleotides. RefSeq lists its product as uncharacterized. The coding region runs from base 881 to 16024 and encodes 5047 amino acids. The record is from RefSeq and is a predicted model, not a curated record. NCBI's taxonomy places the organism in Eukaryota, Metazoa, Echinodermata, Echinoidea, Camarodonta, Strongylocentrotidae. The transcript has 72 exons. Gene Ontology annotation, molecular function: protein binding; serine-type endopeptidase activity. Gene Ontology annotation, biological process: proteolysis.